CCUACAUAAAAUUACAAAAUGUGACUUUUGUACUUGAGCAACUAUGUCUAAGCGUAUAACACUGCAAUCGCGUUUAAAGUUUAAAUUAUAAUUUAACUAGUUCAGACUAUUCAAAUUAGAUAAAUACAUGUUAUAAAGUAGCUAUGUAUUACAAUUAGAGUUAAUUUUAAUUAUACUCUUAGGGUCAUGCGUCAUUAUGUAUUUAAAAAAAAAGUUUUGUACUGCGGUAUUUUUGUAAUAACAUUGAUUAUACUUCUUCACCCUGAUAGAAAUGCUAGAGGAACUUAUGAAUUUAUAACGAAAAAAAAUAUACUGAACAAUUUAUUGGAAGAAACGGCGAUUAAUUUUUCAAGUACAGCCAUAUCAGAUUGUGAUUAUUAUGAUGUUAUUAACGAUGACACUACAUUACCAAUAAGUAUCAUCGAGGAAGAUUUAGUUGAGGGUCAUAGAAUUAGAGAAGGUGGUGAAUAUGCUCCCCUCGAUUGUAGACCAAAAUUUAGCACAGCAAUCAUUGUUCCUUAUAGGGAUAAAGCUGAGCAGCUACGAGGAUUUCUGGUAUAUAUGCAUAUGUUUCUCCGAAGACAACAUAUCCAUUAUCGAAUCUAUGUAGUGGAGCAAGUUGACUCUCGACCUUUCAACAAAGCCAAGCUCAUGAACAUUGGUGCUGUGGCUGCUAUGCGGGCUGGAUAUCCUUGUCUUGUAUUACAUGAUGUGGACUUGUUGCCUGUAAAACCUGCAAAUUUGUAUGCCUGUACUAAACUUCCUAGGCAUAUGUCAUCUAGCAUCAAUUCAUUUAGGUUUGUAUUGCCUUAUCUCAAUCUUUUCGGUGGUGCCAUAUCAAUAGCUUCUACACAGUUUAAGGAAGUUAAUGGAAUGAGUAAUGAGUUUUUUGGGUGGAAAGGCGAAGAUGAUGAUCUGUACUCUAGACUUGAGUCUCAUAAUCUGAAACUGUCUCGUUUUGAACCAGCUACCAGUCGCUAUUAUAUGUCUUCACACCAAAACCAAGAAAAAAGACAAAAGAGGAACAAUCUAUUCUAUCAUGCCAAAGAAAGGAUGGUCACUGAUGGACUAAAUUCUUUGAAAUACAUAGAAGUGGCAACUGUUCUUCACCCAUUGUUUACUCAUAUCAUGGUUGAUUUGUAACAUAUCUUCUCGUAUAUAAUAUUUUAUAGACAGUAAUAAAUCUAUAUUAUGACAUUUUAAUAAUUAUAUUUAGCCCAUUCCAAUAGCAGGAGGACUAAAGAUAAAAAACAACUUUGACCUUGAAUUGACAUGACGUGAUUGGUCAGAAGAAAUGAAUUUAAAGCAGAGCUAUUAGUAAAUUACAUGGAAUAUGUAAAUCAAGGUUUGCUUAUCAUUAAUGCUUCUGCUAUUGGAAUAUAGUAUAGUUUUAUCUCAAUCAAGACCUUGCCUUCUUAAAUAGUAUUUUAAGUUAACUUAUUUUUUAGUUUUAGAUAUAUGAAGUUCAAAAUUAUUGGCUGUUAUAUUAAUAUAAGG
Molecule: messenger RNA, 1497 nt
Organism: Nymphalis io (European peacock)
Lineage: Eukaryota; Metazoa; Arthropoda; Insecta; Lepidoptera; Nymphalidae
Product: beta-1,4-galactosyltransferase 1-like
Exons: 4
Coding region: 187-1143 (318 amino acids)
Biological process (GO): glycosphingolipid biosynthetic process; carbohydrate metabolic process
Molecular function (GO): N-acetyl-beta-glucosaminyl-derivative 4-beta-N-acetylgalactosaminyltransferase activity
Source: RefSeq, a predicted model, not a curated record